UUCGAGGAGAGGAGGAGGAGGAGGAGGCGGCGGCUGAGAGGGCCGAGGGCGGAGGAUGCCGCCGCUGCCGCCGCCGGCGCCCGCGGACUCGGACGGAGCCUGAGCCCGAGCGGGAUGGAGCCCGCGCUGGGCGCUGCAGCGGCUCCCGGCGCAGCCCAGACCAGCAGGGCAGCGGCAUGGACCUAAGCAGCCCCUGACUGAGCCUGGAGACUCCGGUAGCAGGAGGAGGUUCCCGAGGGGCCCCGCUUCCCAGCAGCCCCCCUGAUCCCGAGCCCGGAGCAGCGUCCCCAUGCAGGAGCCCAGCCAUGCAGUGCUCCUGGAAGGCCGUCCUCCUCCUCGCGCUGGCCUCCAUCGCCAUCCAGUACACGGCCAUCCGCACCUUCACGGCCCGCUCCUUCCGCGGCUGCCCCGCGGCCGGCCCCGCCAACUGUAGCCCGGGCGCGGGGGAGGCCGAGCUGGCCGAGCGCGCCUGCGACGAGGGCCCCACGCCGGCCUACAACCUCUCGCGGAGGACGCACCUCCUCAUCCUGGCCACCACGCGCAGCGGCUCCUCCUUCGUGGGCCAGCUCUUCAACCAGCACCUGGACUUCUUCUACCUGUUCGAGCCGCUCUACCACGUGCAGGCGGCGCUGCUGCCGCGCUUCCCGCAGGGCCGCGGCCCCGCCGAGCGGCGCGUGAUGCUGGGCGCCAGCCGCGACCUGCUGCGCAGCCUCUACGGCUGCGACCUCUACUUCCUGGAGAACUACAUCCGGCCGCCGCCCGCCAACCACACCACGGACCGCCUCUUCCGGCGCGGCGCCAGCCGCGCGCUCUGCUCGCCGCCCGUGUGCGAGGCCGCGGGCGCCGCCGACGCCGCCCCCGAGGUGGGGGACUGCGCGCGCAGGUGCGGCCUCCUCAACCUGACGCUGGCGGCCGCCGCCUGCCGCGCGCGCAGCCACGUGGCCAUCAAGACGGUGCGCGUGCCCGAGGUCAGCGACCUGCGGGCGCUGGUGGAGGACCCGCGCCUCAACCUCAAGGUCAUCCAGCUGGUGCGCGACCCCCGCGGCAUCCUGGCCUCGCGCAGCGAGACCUUCCGCGACACCUACCGGCUGUGGCGCAUCUGGGACGGCACCGGGCGCAGGCCCUACAACCUGGACGUGAGCCAGCUGACCACGGUGUGCGAGGACUUCCGCAACUCGGUGGCCACGGGCCUCACGCGGCCCGCCUGGCUCAAGGGCCGCUACAUGCUGGUGCGCUACGAGGACCUGGCGCGCAACCCCAGGAAGAAGACGGAGGAGAUCUACGGCUUCCUGGGCAUCCCCCUCGACGGCCACGUGGAGCGCUGGAUCCACAACAACACGCGCGGCGACCGCGCCGCCGCCAAGCACAAGUACGGCACGCUGCGCAACUCGGCCGCCACGGCCGAGAAGUGGCGCUUCCGGCUCUCGUACGACAUCGUGGCCUUCGCGCAGAACGCCUGCCGCCAGGUGCUGGCCCAGCUGGGCUACAGGGCGGCCGCCUCAGAGCAGGAGCUCAAGAACCUCUCCCUCAGCCUGGUGGAGGAGCGCGCCUUCCGGCCCUUCUUGUGACGGCCCCACGGGGCGGGGGCGGGCCCGCAGGACCCUCCGCAGCUGUGGCCUUAUCCCCUCCCGGACCGGCCUCGCGCCCCCGCCCCCGCCCUUUUCUCUCUGAAAUUGCACUACGUCCGGCCGGACGUCCCCGGGGAAUGGGGGGGGGGGGCGGCUCUGGGGGGGGGUGACCAAUGUUUACAAAUCCCCGCCCCGCCCCCAGUCACACACGCCCCGCCCCCGCCUGCCCCGGACGGGCGGGACACACUGUCCCCGACGGAGGGUACUGGGGUCAUUGUACUUUUUGCACUUUUCCAAGGUAAGAGAUUAAAAAGAAAAAGACCUUCUCGGAUUCACGAAUGGUGUCAGUCCCGGCCCGGAGCCACCAUUCUCCCGCUGCCCCUCCCCCCCCCCCCCCGGCCCCCCCCCCAGCCCCCGGCCAUUGCCCGAGGUUCUUUCUCCUCUGUUUCGUUUUUUUCCCUGUGAGGUGAAUGUGGAGCUCCUCGUGCCCCGCCCCCCAGUCCGUUGCAAUAAUGUAGUUCGUCUGAGUCUCGUUGCUGGGCCCGGUCGCUGAUUGGUGUAUGAGUCUCUGUUGGCUUUUAGGGGUUCACCUGUGACAAUUUUUUGUGCCAAAAAAAAGAAAAAAAAUAGUCGGGUCGGUUUGCUAAUCAAAGAAUGAACUGCUUUCUCUGUGUUUUCUGUAAAUAAAAGAGGUCAUUGAUGCUCA
Messenger RNA from Sarcophilus harrisii (Tasmanian devil), 2274 nucleotides. It is a transcript of the gene CHST1, whose product is annotated as carbohydrate sulfotransferase 1. NCBI's taxonomy places the organism in Eukaryota, Metazoa, Chordata, Mammalia, Dasyuromorphia, Dasyuridae. The record is from RefSeq and is a predicted model, not a curated record. Gene Ontology annotation, cellular component: Golgi membrane. Bases 306 to 1568 code for a protein of 420 amino acids. The transcript is spliced from 3 exons. Gene Ontology annotation, biological process: carbohydrate metabolic process; N-acetylglucosamine metabolic process; keratan sulfate proteoglycan metabolic process. Gene Ontology annotation, molecular function: N-acetylglucosamine 6-O-sulfotransferase activity; keratan sulfotransferase activity.